Messenger RNA from Centruroides sculpturatus (bark scorpion), 1604 nucleotides. Its product is annotated as ran-binding protein 9-like. The record is from RefSeq and is a predicted model, not a curated record. Gene Ontology annotation, molecular function: protein binding. Gene Ontology annotation, biological process: cell surface receptor signaling pathway; cytoskeleton organization. Lineage: Eukaryota; Metazoa; Arthropoda; Arachnida; Scorpiones; Buthidae. Gene Ontology annotation, cellular component: cytoplasm. The transcript is spliced from 9 exons. The coding region runs from base 1 to 1512 and encodes 503 amino acids.
AUGGCAAGAACCAAUAGUGGGCAUAUAAUCGAACACAAACUAGAAAACAAAUUGGAAGAUCAAAUGAAAGCUCUUUAUCCAGCUGUAAACGAAGUAGAGACUCCCUUACCCAGAGGUUGGUGUACAAGAGAAAGAAGUACCCCUUUAAGUUUCACAAAAGAGAAUAAAAGAGUGGAAUACAAAGGUUGGGAUAAGUUAACUUACAGUUAUCAUGGUGAUGAUGGAUGUAUAUUUUGUUCAAGUGGAGCAGGACAACCAUAUGGCCCUACAUUUACAACUGGAGAUGUUAUUGGCUGUGGUGUUAAUUUUUUAGAUAACACUUGCUUCUUUACAAAAAAUGGUCAUAAUUUAGGAUUAGCUUUUAAGGAUAUUCAAGGCAAUUUAUAUCCAACAAUUGGUUUACAAACACCAGGUCAGAUUAUAGAUACAAAUUUUGGACAACAUCAAUUUUUAUAUGAUAUUACCGAUAUGAUUCAGGGAAUGAAGAAAAAGUUCAAAGGAACAGUGGAAAACUUUCCAGUAAGUGAAAAUAAAGAAGUAUGGCAUAUAUUGCUUCAGAGCAUUGUACAAUCGUAUCUUGUACACCAUGGUUACUGUAACACAGCACAAGUCUUUGCCAAGAGUACACAACAAAAGAUAGAUGAAGAUCUCUCAUCAAUAAAGAAACGUAAAAAACUACAAGAAUUGUUACUAAAUGGUCAUGUAGGAAAUGCUAUAGAAAUGACCAAAGAAUUGUAUCCAGUUCUGUUUGAGAAAGACAUAAAUCUUCAGUUUAUGCUUGAGUGUCAACAUUUCAUUGAAGUAUUGAAAAAUACAAGCAAUACGAAUAGAAAAUUACCAAUUGUUCAACAAAAUAGUUGUUCUGUUAAUAACAUUAAGAGAACCAAUUGUACAGAAUCAAAAUUCUUCACAAAUUCCAAUAAAAAACUGCCAAAAGUAGAAAAUGAUAUAAAAAAUUCAUUAAAUACUAAUAAUAGUUUAAAUUAUCGAACAAAUUUAGAAUCAACCAAUUCAUCCUGGUUUUCCAGUAAUUACUUAAAUAGUUCAAAUAAUUUGCCUGUGAUUUUACCUACAUCUAUAUUUAAUACAAUUUCUAAUAUUCCAAGACAUGAGUCAUAUAAAAACAUGACAGAAAUAACAAAUUCAGAGUAUAAAGGCAGUCAAGUAAAUACAGAAAAGAUGCUACAGUUGGGAAGAAAACUUAAUACUAUGAAUAAUUGGAUGAAAUCAAUUCCAGGGUAUAAUGAAAUAAACAAUGAUAUGUUACAGGAUGUAUUUAGUUUGGUUGCAUAUGCUGAUCCAGUAAAUAGUCCAUUAGGAUAUCUUCUUCAUCAGUCUGAAAGAGAGAUUGUCUGUGAUAAAGUAAAUAGUGCAAUAUUAGAAAAUCUACAAUUUCCAAGAAGAUCAGUUUUAGAAGUAAUCAUUAUACAUACAAGACAACUAAUUCGACUCAUGUAUUCAUUGGGUUAUGGACAUUGUGCAUUUAUUAAUGUAGACGAAUUAUUACUUUAAUUUUAUAUACAUAUAUAUUUAUAUUUUAUCUGCUUUUAAACAUUUAAAAAUAACUUAAAUGUCUAAAUAAUUUAAAUAUAUUUUAAUGUAAU